AUGGAGUUGUUGCGCGAAUGCUGGAACAAGCGGAUAACUCCAGAACAAUUUAUUAGUCUAAUUCCAGAACAGCAAGAAAUUGAAUUUUCCAAACACUUAUUAAGCAUUUGUGGAUCGGAUUUUCAACCUUGCACGUUAUUUUUAGAUUAUCUUGAGAAACUUCUUCAUAAACCAAGCGUAUGUGAAGAAGUGUUCUGUAAUAUCUCAGAUUAUGAUAAAUCUGGCCUCAUAUCAUUACUAAAAUACAAAGGUCAAAUUUUAUUCAACCACCUUGAUGUUGGAUCAGAAAAUGCAGCUAAAUGUGCCUUAAACGCGCUUUCUCUAUGCUUAGAAACUGGAGAUCAAUCGCAAUCUUUAGAGAUAAUUGAUAAACUUACAGAAACUUCCAAAUUUGGCAUUUUAAUAGCCUCAUCACGCAUGUAUUUCCCUACUGAAUUCGAAGAAAUAUCACAUAGAGCUAAAAACGUCAUCUUAAAUCCAAAUGUACAAUCUUCUAUUCCUUUUCCAAUGAACUUAUUACGUAGAGCACUAUUUUCACCUAAGAUAACAAAAGCAGUAUUGUUUUCUCGUCAUGAUCUUACUCUAAUGACUCUUUCCAACAUAAUUCUCGAUUCUCCUGACCCAACUUGUUUAUCAUUCCUCGAAUUACCAACAUUUUAUCAUUUAUAUCUUCAUGCAGUUACUAAUUAUCUUACAAAUCCUUCUCUUCAUUCAGCUUUUUUAGUUACAAAUUUACUUGUCAGAGUUUACGUAAAACUCACUGGUGGAGAUACAGAAAAACUUUCAGUAGAUAGAUAUUCUGAUGUAUAUCUGCCAGAAUUACUCUCCAAACUACAAAAUUUAAGUCAUGAUGAAUCAGAAUUUCUCAGUGAAAACAGAGAGAACUGCGACUACCUCAACCAAUCAACAGACUACUCUACUUUAUCAAGUAUCCUCAUUAAUAAUGAAAUAUCCAUCAAUGAUUCUGAUUUAAUUGAAUAUACUUUGAAAAAUCCUUCAUUUUCAAGUGAAAUCGUUGACCAUGUGUCUGGAAUCGUCAGAAAAUACGAUACUGACUUCAAAUCCUUCAUUAUAAGUGUUUUGAACCACUUUGACGACUUUUUAAAUUUAAUGAUCAGACAACACAAAUUUUUCACGUUUCUUCAAACAGUUCUUAACUUAUCUUUGUCAAUGAUUGAUAGAGAUCCUGUUGAAGACUUCGAGAUGUACCUUUAUUUCGGUCUUUCAUUGAUAAGAACAGCUUGGGGAACAGGAAACAAAAAUUUAAGACAAGAAAUCGAAGUUUUCAUUCAAGGCCAAGAUUCUGAGAACAUGAAACAUUUCCUAACGCAAUUCCUGCAUCCACACGAACACCCCAACUAUAUAGUCUUGGAUAAGAACUACCGAUUUAACACUUUGGUCAAAUUCAUGAAAAAAUUGAAUGAAAAUUCAAAAUUUGAAUUGACUUUAAAUGACGUCACUUCACCUAACUAUAUAUUGAUACUUAUCAAAGCCCUUGAUGUUGACGAUCCACGUCCCAUCAUUGACCUCCUCAGACAGAAGAAGCUUCCGCAUUUCCCUUGUGUUGACAUUUUGUUUAGACAAAUUUUGACAAAAAACGGUUUGCAAACAAAACGGCAAUUAGUUUGGAAACGCGUUGAUUAUGACACUAUCAUGCAGAACAGGCCGGAAGUUAUCAACGAUAUUACUCCAAUGCUCAUCGACCAAUUGAACAUGAUUUCUCACGAUGACAAUUUACAAGAUGAAUUUAAUGACAUUUUAACAAUUUGGUCGGCAUGGAGUGAUUUAUUCGGUUUUGACGUGUUCUGUAGUUUCCUUAUUGAAAAGGUUGUUUGGAAGACUGCGCACGCAUAUGUUCCUGAUGAUGCAUCAAGUCUUUUUGGUUCUGUUGCCUUUGUUUUGUGUCUUCUUGUAAAUGGAGAUGAAAAAAUGAUUGACAAAGCAAUAGAAAUUGGUUUGAAGUCAAUCAAUGAAUACGAGACAUCAAUGACUGUUUGUGUUGGAUUGAGUCAGUUUAUUUUGUCAUUUGUAUGUGUGUGUACAGGAGAUUGGAUGAAGAGAUUCACAAGAGUUAUCAAUGAAAGCAUGGACAUAAUUUACCAAGAUUUCGGAAAAGGAGAUCCGGAAUUUUUCGCUUUGUCAAUUAUAAAGACAUCACUUCUCAUGCCAAGCUUGCAGACAGCUAUACCCGAUGAUGUUGUUCACGCAUUAUUAAAGGUAGAUGACGCAAAAUGUAUAAUUGACUAUUUCAUCGUCAAAUCUGAUUCACAAAAAUCAAAUUCGGAUAUUUCUAAUAGUGAAUUUCAAAUAGAUCCAGAUGUUGAUCUGUUGUAA
Trichomonas vaginalis G3 is the source of this 2334-nucleotide messenger RNA. RefSeq lists its product as uncharacterized. The transcript has a single exon. The coding region runs from base 1 to 2334 and encodes 777 amino acids. The record is from RefSeq and is a predicted model, not a curated record. Lineage: Eukaryota; Parabasalia; Trichomonadida; Trichomonadidae.